Cariama cristata (Red-legged seriema) is the source of this 1619-nucleotide messenger RNA. RefSeq names its product transcription factor 25 (basic helix-loop-helix) (gene TCF25). The transcript has 15 exons. The annotation marks the transcript as partial. Lineage: Eukaryota; Metazoa; Chordata; Aves; Cariamiformes; Cariamidae. Gene Ontology annotation, cellular component: RQC complex. The record is from RefSeq and is a predicted model, not a curated record.
AUCACUGCUGAGGAGUCGGAAGAUGAGCUGCCGUCCAGAGAGGAGCGAGCGGAUGCCCGUCUCAGCGAGCGGGAUGCAACAGAAGGGAGCACCAAAGGGGCUGUAAUUGAAGAGACAGAUGGCAAUGGGCAGAGAGAUGGAGAGGAGGCAGAGCAGCCGGACCAAACGCCUAUGUUGAGUAACAAGCCACGAAAGAAAAAAAAGAAAAGGAAAACCAAGAAAACUUCAGCAGGGGAGACUUUGGAAGACAACGACCUGGAAGACAUCGACAGCCUGCUGGAGAAGAUUGAGGAUACCAGUGGGCUAUCGCAGCAGAUGCAGAGCGGGAUAAUUGCUGACAGCAGGCCUCUUCUCUAUGUAGAGCACAGAAACUUGAAUCCGGAGAAUGAGUUGAAGAGAUACUUUGGGGCUCGUGCUGUUCUUGGUGAUCAGAGGCCAAGGCAAAGGCAGCGCCAGUACGUCCGCAGCACGUGGCUGACGGCUCCCAAGAACACCUGGCCGCGCUACAGCAAAACAGGUAUUGCCAUGCAGCUGGUGGACACCAGGAAGGGGGUGCAGCACUUCACGUUCGAGCACCAUCGCGAGUACCAGCAAGUGCAGUUCAAGUUCCUGGAUGCUGUAGAGUCCAUGGACCCCAACAACAUUGUGCUGCUGCUUCAGAUGAACCCGUACCACGUGGACUCCCUUCUGCAGCUCAGCGACAUGUGCCGGAUGCAGGAGGAUCAGGAGAUGGCCCGUGAUCUCAUAGAGCGGGCGCUGUACAGCCUGGAGCGUGCCUUCCACCCCGUCUUCAGUCUGACCAGCGGGACCUGCAGGCUGGACUACCGACGGCCGGAGAACAGGGCUUUCUUCCUGGCUCUCUUCAAGCACCUGAUGUUCCUGGAGAAGAGAGGCUGUCCCCGGACAGCCCUGGAGUUCUGCAAGCUGAUUCUGAGCCUUGAUCCAGAGAAUGACCCGCUGUGUGUGCUGCUGCUGAUAGAUUUUCUGUCCCUCCGAGCUAGAGAAUACACCUUCCUGACCCGCAUGUUCCAGGAGUGGGAGAGUCACCGGAAUUUGUCCCAGCUGCCCAAUUUUGCCUUCUCGGUGCCAUUGGCCUAUUUCUUCCUGAGCCAGCAGGAGGAGCGCUCGGAGCUGGAGCUGAGCCAGGCCCGGGAGAGAGCUGCCAGGCUCCUCCAGCUCGCCUUGAUCAUGUUCCCAAGCGUUCUUAUGCCGUUGUUGGAUCACUGCAGCGUGCAGCCCGAUGCCAGGGUCGCGUCCCAUUCCUUUUUUGGGCUGAAUGCUCAGAUAAGCCAGCCUCCCGCCUUGAACCAGCUGACGUCCCUCUACGUGGGAAGGACUCACUCCCUGUGGAAGGCCCCAGCCGUCAUGGCGUGGCUGGAGACCAACGUCCACGAGGUGUUGUGCAUGGUGGAUGCCCGGGACCCGCUGGUGGAGGAGUCUGAGCACAAGAGGAAGAUGCGGUACCAGAGCGCACCCAGGAACAUCUACCGGCACGUCGUCCUCUCGGAGAUGAAGGAGGCCACGGCAGCUCUUCCUCUGGAGGUGACCUCGCAGCCUGUGAUGGGGUUCGACCCCUUACCUCCUUUGGACUCCAUCGUUUCCUACACCAGACCAGAAAG